CUCUUCUAUCCAAUUAAAUGUCCUCUGCACAACUCAAAGUAAUCCUUCCGUCCAAAAUAUAGUGUAUAGAGAGAUAGUACGUUCAACUCAUGGCAGAUAUCAAUAAUGCAGAUGAUAUAGCCGUCGAUGUUUCUCCGUUAAUCAGAGUCUACAAAGACGGCCGAGUGGAGCGCAUUUGCAACUACCCCUACGUCCCGCCGUCGCCGGAGGACUCUGCUACCGGCGUCUCUUCCAAAGACAUCACCGUUUCCCCCAACAUCUCCGUCCGAGUCUAUCUCCCGAAACUCGCCUCCGCCACCCAAAAACUCCCCAUCCUAGUGUACUACCACGGCGGCGGCUUCUGCGUAGAUUCCGCCUUCUCCUCUAUCUACCACCAUUAUCUAAACAUCCUAGUUUCCCAAGCCAACGUCAUUGCCGUCUCGGUCGAGUACCGUCUCGCUCCGGAGCAUCCUCUCCCGGCAGGCUACGAGGAUUGCUGGGAGGCGCUUCAAUGGGUCGCCUCCCACGCCAGCAACGAUGGCCAACAAGUUCCCCUCAAAGAACCCUGGUUAGUUAACCACGGCGACUUCGAGAAGAUCUUCGUCGGCGGCGAUAGCGCUGGGGGAAACAUCGUUCACAACGUUGCCAUUAGAGCCGGAAAUGAGCCCUUAAACCAGAAGUCAAAACUCUUGGGAGGGAUACUCUCUUUCCCAUACUUCUGGAGUUCAAAUGAGAAGGGCGGUGAGCAAAGCAUACUACAGAAGGUUUGGGAUUUCGUUUAUCCGACGGCGAAGGGAGGGAUUGAUAACCCAAUGAUUUAUCCCAUGGCUGAAAAUGCGCCGAGCUUAGCAGGGCUGCGGUGCUCGAAGCUUCAUGUGUGUGUGGCAGAGAAGGACGAGCUGAGAGAGAUCAGUCUCCGGUAUGUGGAAGCUGUGAAGAAGAGUGGGUGGAAAGGUGAGAUCGAGGUUGUUGACGUUGAAGGAGAAGAACAUUGUUUUCCCAUAAUGAAUCCUGGUACUGAGAAAGCCAAAGAUACCUUCAAGCGUAUUGCUUCUUUCAUCCAGGACUGAAUUUGCUAGUUUCAGUGGUUGGGUCUUAUUAUUAUUAUUGUUAAUGAAUGUCUAAAUCUUUUAUUUUUUUUAAUUUUUUUUUAAUUUUAUGGGCACAAUAAUGAAUGUCUACUUUUCUUCUCCAAUUGAAGACGGUUGCGAAUUUGCUA
Ipomoea nil (Japanese morning glory) is the source of this 1198-nucleotide messenger RNA. RefSeq names its product 2-hydroxyisoflavanone dehydratase-like. The record is from RefSeq and is a predicted model, not a curated record. The coding region runs from base 90 to 1049 and encodes 319 amino acids. The transcript has a single exon. Gene Ontology annotation, molecular function: hydrolase activity. Lineage: Eukaryota; Viridiplantae; Streptophyta; Magnoliopsida; Solanales; Convolvulaceae.